Canariomyces notabilis is the source of this 1272-nucleotide messenger RNA. Its product is annotated as Ribulose-phosphate 3-epimerase. Gene Ontology annotation, cellular component: cytosol. The record is from RefSeq and is a predicted model, not a curated record. The transcript is spliced from 3 exons. Lineage: Eukaryota; Fungi; Ascomycota; Sordariomycetes; Sordariales; Chaetomiaceae. Gene Ontology annotation, molecular function: D-ribulose-phosphate 3-epimerase activity; metal ion binding. Gene Ontology annotation, biological process: pentose-phosphate shunt, non-oxidative branch; pentose-phosphate shunt; carbohydrate metabolic process. The coding region runs from base 129 to 893 and encodes 254 amino acids.
GGUCUCGAUUCUCCGUGGAGGGCUGCUCAACUUCUAUCCCAAGUUUUACCUAAACGUUGAAAGUGCCGCACAGAGGUUUCAUAAUUCCCAGACCCUUAUUGUCGCCCGAGGUCCCCAGCACAGCAACAAUGGCUCCCAAGGCUAUCAUCGCACCCUCAAUUCUUUCGGCAGACUUCGCCAACCUCGGUGCAGAAUGCUCCAAGACCAUAGCCCAAGGCGCCGACUGGCUGCACGUCGACAUCAUGGAUGGCCACUUCGUCCCGAAUCUGACCUUUGGCCCUCCGGUAGUAGCCAAAAUCCGCACCCACGUCGACAGGCCGGCCGCGAGCUAUGGAAAGGGCACAUUUGACUGCCACAUGAUGAUAGCCGAGCCCAAGAAAUGGGUCAAGGAGUUCAAGGCGGUCGGCUGCGACCUGUAUUGCUUCCACUACGAGGCGGCCAUCGACUCCUCCGCAGCCGAGAGCCCCCAUCCGGACGCCGCCACGGACCUCAAGACCAACCCGCGCGAGUUAGUUCGGUAUAUCCACGAGCAGGGCAUGCUGGCGGGCAUCGCUAUCAAGCCCGCAACCUCAGUGGAUGUGUUGUACGACGUGCUGGAUAGUCCGCAUAAGGCAGAACGGCCCGAUAUGGUUCUGGUCAUGACUGUAGAGCCUGGCUUCGGCGGACAAAAGUUUAUGGCAUCCGAAUUACCUAAAGUUCAGGAGCUCCGGAAGCGGUACCCGGAACUCAAUAUUGAGGUGGAUGGUGGACUGGGGCCGGGAACCAUCGAUCAGGCGGCUGACGCUGGGGCGAAUGUGAUUGUUGCGGGGAGCGCUGUGUUUGGGGCAAAAGAUCCAGCCGGUGUGAUCUCAUUGCUCAGAGAGGCGGUGGACAAGCGAGCUGGAAAGUUAUAGUGCUGUGCAGUCAGGCGUUAGACCUCUGAUAGAUACCAGCAUUUAGAGCAUUCGAUUUUGCCUCUGCCAUGUGGCAGGCUAUUAGGCGCAGAAGUUGUGUGACGGUGAUUAGUUCAUUGGAUAUCCAGGUUCCAGCACGCUACCUUAGUAGCUCUUCACUUCCGACUAUCCAACACUCUCUCGAGUGCCUCGAUGAAUCUCCUUACCUCAUCCACUGCACCGUAUCAGCCUUCCAUAAUACCUUGAACCCUUGAGUCGCAAUGAACAACACUUACCAGUGUUAUAAUGUACCAUACUGACUCUAACCACGCCCUGGUCUCCUAGGCGCAGCACUUCAUCCGCCAGCCUUGCUGAGUAAAACGACCCCCAGCGAAACCCA